This is a messenger RNA of Chaetomium strumarium, 976 nucleotides long. RefSeq names its product ChaC-like protein-domain-containing protein. The record is from RefSeq and is a predicted model, not a curated record. Bases 128 to 940 code for a protein of 270 amino acids. Gene Ontology annotation, molecular function: glutathione specific gamma-glutamylcyclotransferase activity; gamma-glutamylcyclotransferase activity. Gene Ontology annotation, biological process: glutathione catabolic process. Gene Ontology annotation, cellular component: cytoplasm. Lineage: Eukaryota; Fungi; Ascomycota; Sordariomycetes; Sordariales; Chaetomiaceae. The transcript has 5 exons.
CUAUCCCAACAAAAAUCCCGCCAGCUGCAGCAUCACACAGCCACAGACAGUACCUCCCGGCUCAGGGAUCGUUAAACGGUCGCUUGACUCAUCGUCCCAUUCUAUUAAGCCAGACAAGGCACGGAAGAUGUCUGGUCAGAGCCCUCCCUCUCAGGCGGACGAGUUCUGGCUAUUUGGAUACGGAAGCCUGAUCUGGAAACCUCCACCGCAUUUUGACAGAAGAAUUCCGGGCUGGGUGACCGGCUAUGUCCGGAGGUUUUGGCAAGCAAGCGAAGACCACCGGGGCACUCCACAAGCCCCGGGGCGAGUCGUGACCCUUAUCUCACGCUCGUACUGGGAUCAGUUGACCGACCACCAUGAUUCAGCUCCCGAAAAGGUCUGGGGGGUUGCCUACCGCAUCAAGCCCGAUCGCGUCGCCGAAGUGAAGGAGUACCUAGACAUCCGCGAGAUCAACGGGUACACGAUCCACUACACCCCUUUCCACCCGGCGCCCGGUGUCGACCCGGCCCUGCUGCCACAGCACUGUCCCUUCCAGACGCUGGUCUACAUCGGAACGCCGGACAACGAGCAAUUCGUCGGACCACAGGACCCGCAGAAGCUGGCCGAGCACAUCUACCGCAGUGAAGGCCCCAGCGGUCUGAAUCGGGACUACUUGUGGGGGCUGGAGCGGGCUCUGGAUGAGCUCAGCCCGGACAGCGGGGACGAGCACGUCACGGAUCUAUCGACCCGGGUCCGGGCGCUUGCGGCUCGGGAGGAGGAGAAGAUGAAGAAGACUGGCGAAAUCCGAACUGAGAAAGAAGGAAUCCUGCGUCCGCUGUAUCCUGUCAGCGUCAGUCCGGAAUGGGUGCUAGAGCGGGAGCGGCAACAUCAUGGGCAGCAUCACGACUUCAGGAAAGUCAGCAGCAUAGAUGAACAAGAAGAGACAGAGAAGACUUCGUGAGGAAGCGGAGAUGGAAAGAAGCAUUUCAACAAGAAA